ACCUUGGUUAAGAUGCUGAGAGGUUCCAGUCCUCCUCCCAUCAGAGCUGGGAUUGUCCUGGUGAAACUCUCACUGUGCCUAUGCAGCGCUCUGUUCACAACACUUUCAGCUCUCCUGGAGCAGCGUGGUAAGUCUGUUAACUCAUUAACACCUCCAGCUUACAGGAGACUUGGCUUCCAGCCCCUCCAGCAGCCCAAGGUUCCCCGCUCCAGGAAGUUUUUUCGGCAGUUUCUGUUUUGGUUUCUUUUCCUGCUGAGCCAGGCUGGCUGGCAGCUCCCACCAUGAAGCUGCUGAAGGCUGCUGUGAUUUUUGUUCUUGCGCCCACUCUGUCACCGGCGGCGGCGCUGGAGCCGCUCAGCGUGGGCCUGGCCAUCGGCGUGGCCUCGGCGCUCACCGGCUACCUGUCGCACCCCAGGUUCUACUGCAGCUACGUGGAGUGCUGCCCCCGCGCCGGGCAGCGCCUCAACGCCACCGCGCUGAAGGCGCAGCUGGACAACAGGCUCUUCGGGCAGCACCUGGCCAAGGACGUGGUGCUGAAGGCGGUGCUGGGCUUCAGCAACAACCCCAGCCCCAAGAAGCCGCUGAUGCUGUCGCUGCACGGCUGGGCCGGCACCGGCAAGAAUUACCUGAGCCAGAUCCUGGCGGAGCAGGUGCACCCCGCCGGCCUGCGCAGCAAGUUCGUGCAUCUCUUCCUGGCCACCCUGCACUUCCCCCACCACGACCAGGUCAAGCUGUACAAGGAACAGCUGCAGAACUGGAUUCGAGGCAAUGUCAGUGCCUGUCCCUCCUCUGUCUUCAUUUUUGAUGAGAUGGACAAAAUGCAUCCAGGUGUCAUUGAUGCCAUCAAGCCCUUCUUAGACUAUUAUGAGGAGGUUGAUGGGGUGUCCUACAGGAAAGCCAUCUUCAUCUUCCUCAGCAAUGCAGGGGGUGAUUUAAUUAACAAAGCAGCUCUUGACUUCUGGGCGAGUGGAAAGCGCAGGGAAGAUAUUCAGCUGAAAGACCUGGAGCCCUUGCUCUCUGUAGGAGUCUUCAACAACAAGAACAGUGGGCUGUGGCACAGCAGCAUCAUUGACAGGAACCUGAUUGAUUACUUUGUCCCUUUCCUGCCCCUGGAGCAAAGGCACGUGAAGAUGUGUGUGAGGGCUGAAAUGGCAGCCCGUGGCUAUGCUGUGGAUGAGAAGAUUGUUCAGGAAGUGGCAGAUGAGAUGACCUACUUCCCCAAGGAGCAGAGGAUCUACUCUGAUAAAGGCUGCAAGACUGUGCAGGCCAAGCUGGAUAUUCAUGAAGACUUUGUGAUGAGAGAUACGAACACCAGGGCUUGAUUUCCACUCUGAGUCUCCACAGCACUUUUGGAGCUUUUGGAAAUCUGUGUAUUUGCACUUACACUUUUUUACUGUUGCAGGGAGUAUGGUGAAAAUACCAGAGUGAGCUGUAUGGGCUUUGUAGCUUGUGUGUUU
Messenger RNA from Melozone crissalis (California towhee), 1457 nucleotides. Its product is annotated as torsin-1B-like. Lineage: Eukaryota; Metazoa; Chordata; Aves; Passeriformes; Passerellidae. The transcript has 6 exons. Gene Ontology annotation, cellular component: nuclear envelope; endoplasmic reticulum; endoplasmic reticulum lumen. Gene Ontology annotation, biological process: protein localization to nucleus; nuclear membrane organization. The record is from RefSeq and is a predicted model, not a curated record. Gene Ontology annotation, molecular function: ATP hydrolysis activity; ATP binding; kinesin binding. The coding region runs from base 282 to 1322 and encodes 346 amino acids.